Molecule: messenger RNA, 3297 nt
Organism: Echinococcus granulosus
Lineage: Eukaryota; Metazoa; Platyhelminthes; Cestoda; Cyclophyllidea; Taeniidae
Product: Dynactin subunit
Exons: 18
Coding region: 1-3297 (1098 amino acids)
Source: RefSeq, a predicted model, not a curated record
AUGAAUACGUCGAUAACCUCUGCGGCUUCGGAAAGUGGCUCUACACGUAUGUCGACGCCUGUUGCUGGCCCCUUCAAAGCACAACUUAGACCACCUACUCAUGGUAGUAGAACAAAUUUGCCUUCAACUACUACAAAACUAAGCGGCACAAACAUCGUGAAGAGUGAAGUAACUAAACUAUCUUGCCUAGAUGAUCUUACGAAAUCUGAUAUUCCCGGACGGAUGUCUGUUUCUCAGCCUUCCGGUGCUUCCUCACUCUCUUCCAUGUCACCAAGUCGAAAAUCUUCAUCCCAAACCAUUGCCGUUGACUCAACGGCCAAAAAACGUGUAUCCACAGGAAUGCCUCAUCAUUCGGAGCCCAUCAAACACUCAUCUGUUUCCCCAUCGUCUUCUCAAGCACAAUUGGAGGGUCCAUCUCCAACAGAGGAAACUCUCCCCUCUGAUGUGCGUGUAGAACUCAAGAAUCUCCGUGCUGAAGUGAGAGACCUCACUGAGAAACUAGAGGUGCUAAAAGCUAAGAGAGCGGAAGAUCGAGUUAAACUGAAGGAGGCCGAGUCGAUGAAGGUGCAACUGGCCCAGCUGGAGGAGAAUCGCAAGCUGAUUCAGGAAAAAUCAGCCGAUUUUCAGCGUCAAAUUGCUAAGGCUAAGAGCGAAGCGGCGGAGAAGCAGGCAGCCUUUGACCGUUAUAAGGAAGAAAUGAUUGACGCAAUGGACACCAUUGAAAUGGCUACUCUGGACAAGGAAAUGGCUGAAGAAAAACUCGAAACUGCUAAUAUGGAAAUUGAAAGUCUCAAAGAAAAGGUAGAAGAGCUUACUUUGGAAAACCAGAUCCUUAGGGAGGAGCAAGCCAAUACACCUCUACCAGCUGCAGACGGCGGAACAACUUUGCCGGGUCCAACACUGGCUCAGUUGAAACAGCUCGAACAGCAAAACGAGCGCAUGAAGAUGGGUUUGGUGACCUUUCGGAACUUGGCUAAUCAGGACAAACAGGAGAUCGCUGCUCUUACAAGGGAGGUAUCAAAACUCCAAACCGAAGUUUCUCAUCUGAGUGCAGAAAAGACGCGGUUGAGCGAAGAAUUGCACCAGGCACUGGAGCAGACGAUUGAGUUGAAGGAGCAGGUCGAUGCUGCUCUUGGAACCGACCAAAUGGUCAAUAUACUUACCCAAAAGAACCUGGAGUUAGAGGAGAAGGUGGAUAAACUCACUGAGGAAAGGAAUGAUUUGGAGUCUCUGUGCGAAAUGAACGAUGAGUUGUUGGAGGGUGAACAUGAACGGCAAUUAGAGUUGGCCGAGCAGAUUGAUCUAGCCCGGGGUCAGAUGCGCGAAUUGGCACGUCAGUUGGAGGCCAGUCGGGAGACAGUGGCGGACUACGAACACACCAUCUCGAAAUUCCGCGAGGUUGUAACUCAACUUCAAACGCAGAACACCCAACUGAGCCAGUCGCUUGCCGAUGCGCGCCGUUCCGCCAGCUCUGCCAAUCUCGCUGCUAUGGCAGUGGAACAGUCGGUUGCUUCCGCCGAGGCCUCUGCUCUCAUGCUUGGCAAUCCCGCGGGCAGGAAGAUGGAGGCUCAAACUAUUGCUAAGCUAUCAUUCUUCGGUUACCAUGAUCCAGUUCUUAGGCUUUUCGUUCCUCGUGAUGAAUUGGGAAGUGGGAAUAUGAGCGUUUCCUGGAUUUGCAGAUAUCUCCAGCGCGGUGUAGUCCUUACUCCUCAUGAUGUAAUUGAGGUGGAGUUGCGUAAGCUAGAUGCCGAACAAGGUGCUCAACACGUUGAGUGGCUCUCGCACUUUUUGCCCGAUACGUUCAGUCGUCAUGCUGGGGACCAUGAUGCUAUUCUCAUUCUGCUUCUUGUCAAUCGUCUUAUUUUCAAGUGUGAACUCCUUGCUACUCAGGUGAGAAAGCGGUUUCCCUUGCCCAAUUGCAUCCGUGGUCUGGCUUCGACAAGUGGCCUUCAUACUGCAUUACCUCCAGAUCUAAUGCCUCCUACACCGGUCAAAUUCACCGCUGGGGGGGACGAAAUAGAUGAAAUCGGCAUUUUCAAAACUGAAGCUGAAUUGGCCAGCUUCAUCUCCUUCCUUAUUCUCCUUCUUAAUUACUGGCAAGGCCUGUUGCUGCAGUUCAAGAGUGUAAAGAGUUUCUCCAAGCUCGUCACUCUCUACAACGACCUGUCUGCAGGCCAUGAGGAGACGGUGGAUCAUCUCCUUGAUCUCUGCAAGCGUGACCAACUCGACGAGGCGGUCUCUCUGGAGGGUUUGAUUUCCUCGGUGAAUUUUUUCAACAAAAUUCACACCGCUCACGUUGUACCCGUACUCAAUACCUUGUCCGAGACCAUGAUUUCCACCGGAAUUAUGAACAACUUCGCACGCAUUGCUCUGGCCUGUGCUGAGGCUGUCACUGUGGAUGCCUCAUGUCUUGCUGCCUUUAUUGGUCAACCGCUGGAUAUUGUGGAUCCUGAGAGCGGUGUUAGCGCUGAAACAGGGCUGCCAAAAACCAUCGCCCAAAUGGGCCAGCUUAGUGCCUCUAUUCGCACCCACUCUCGUUGCAUCCGUCGUCGGUUGCCUAGCAACAGCGAGUCCCAACCCCUGUGCUUCCCACCCGGUUUGUCUGUCCGCCUCGACUUAACUCUUCACAAACUCGUCAUUUGCGCUCGCUGUCUCUAUGCCACCACUAAGAGCGCGGGUCAGCUGGUGGCUACCCAAAUGGCAGAGCAUACAGCUCUGGACGCUGCGACGUUGGUUCGGGAGUGUCUCUCACCGGCUGUGCAGGGAGUGUUGGCUGAGACAAACACUCCAGUCAGCAGCACGACUCCUGCGGAGGCGAACCUCUUGUCCAUGCUUGAGGUCGCGGCCAAUCAGGUGUUGAUCACUGCCACAGCUAUGGAGCACGGCGAGUACGAUUUUGAUGGUACUAAGAGGCCCAAGAUGACUGUUCGCAUCAACAUGGUAGAGAAGAAACUUGAGACCUCGGGCAGAGGGAAUCUGGAGAAGAUUGUGGAGUUGGAGGAUCGUCUACAAAAGAUGCACAAUCAACAGAAGCAGACUGAAAAGGAAUACGACCAGACAAUCGACGGAAUGCAGAAUGAUUUGGAGAACUUGAAGAAGGAGAACGCUGACUUGAAGGAGGGGUUACGAACGAUGAACAAAUCAGCCAUGGGUUUUGGUCUUGGGAAACCGUCAAGUCCCUCACCGAGAGAACUGAACACUGAAGAAAUUUGUGCACCGGUUAGUCCAGGUCCGAAGUCUCUGGCCUCAAAGCUGUCUGCCUAUAGGGACAUCUCAACUUGUCUUUCUGAGGUAUAA